Molecule: messenger RNA, 8316 nt
Organism: Stegastes partitus (bicolor damselfish)
Lineage: Eukaryota; Metazoa; Chordata; Actinopteri; Pomacentridae
Gene: mgll
Product: monoglyceride lipase
Exons: 7
Coding region: 1-1035 (344 amino acids)
Source: RefSeq, a predicted model, not a curated record
AUGAACGCCGCCACCGCCGCGACCUGCCUGCUCGUCGCCGGCUUCAGCUGCUACCUCUACGGCGGCGGCGACGUGCUCUUAUCGCUGUUCCGCGUCUCUGUUGCAGACCCCUCCAUGCCCGAACCGGGAGCUGCUCCGCGGCGGAGCCCGCAGGGAGUCCCCUACACCGACCUGCAGCACAUCGUCAACGCCGACGGACUGCACCUGUUCUGCCGCUACUGGGAGCCCGCCGGCCCGCCAAGGGCUCUGGUGUUUGUUGUCCAUGGCGCCGGGGAGCAUUGCGGGCCGUACGAUGAGAUUGCGCAGAGGCUGAAGGAGCUGUCCCUGCUGGUGUUUGCACACGACCACGUCGGUCACGGUCAGAGUGAAGGAGACAGGAUGAACAUCAAAGACUUCCAGGUUUACAUCAGAGACUCCCUGCAGCACAUCGAUCUGAUGAAAUCCCGCCACCCCGACCUGCCUGUCUUCAUCGUGGGCCACUCGAUGGGCGGUGCCAUCUCCAUCCUGACGGCCUGUGAGAGACCCAGUGAUUUUGCAGGAGUGGUCCUGAUAGCGCCGAUGGUCCAGAUGAGCCCAGACUCGGCCACACCGUUUAAGAUUUUCCUGGCCAAGAUCCUGAACCACAUGCUGCCCAGCCUCACCCUGGGCUCCAUCGAUUCCAAAUGGAUUUCACGAGACAAGAAGCAGGUGGAGGCGUACGACACGGAUGAGCUGAACUUCCACGGCGGGGUGCGGGUGUCGUUCGGCAUGCAGAUGAUGGGGGCGGCGGCGCGAAUCGAGAGGGAGAUCCCAUCCAUCAGCUGGCCCUUCCUGCUCAUCCACGGAGAUGCCGACAAGCUCUGCGACAUCCGAGGCUCCAACAUGAUGUAUGAGAACGCCUCGAGCUCGGACAAGAAAAUCAAGGUCUACGAAGGAGGCUACCACGCUCUUCACCACGACCUCCCCGAGGUGGCCGAGUCCGUGCUGAAGGACGUGACCGGCUGGAUCACGGAGCGCCUCCCAGCUACCACGUCUCAGCAACAGCAAGGCUCGUAGAUCUGUACCUCGCACCACUCGGUCAGGAAGCUGUCCCACGAGGCCUGCGCACUUCUACUAAUGCUACUGCACUCUCCAGUCUGGGAGAUACGUUUGGGCAUCAUCUUCUCUUUACAAAAAGUUUAUCAACUUUAUCUUCUGGGUGAAUACUGUACAAAAAGACUACCCGCCCUCUCCUGUGUACCGACCAAUCAGACCGCUGGUUUAAAUUGUAGUUAUUGUAGAUACUCGGCAGCAGUGGUCAGUGUCUCCGGUGUGUAAAUUAAAAUCAGGGAUGCGCCUCAUCCUGCAGCUCGUGUAAAGUUGAAGUCACAAUAUGCUAGAGUUCAAAGUGCAAUAAUGACGUUUUUAUGUCCUCGCUCAUACAAACAGCUCAGAUCCCUUAAGUACUAAUGACAGAAGUAAUAUAAUACAAGGAGCAUUUCCUUCUUGCUCCUCAGCCAUUCACAGGAAGGUCAGAGGUCAGGAACUGCCACAGAGCAGCCCCCUCUGGAGCUGCUGGGUGAAUCUUAAUGUUUAGCUAAGCUCCUCUCCUCUGCCUCUCCUGCCUCCUCCUCCUCCUCCUCCUUGAUUGCACUGUUUUACAAAUACCACUGUUUUUUUGAUGCAGGCAGCUCUUAUAGAGUCUCUCAGAAGCUCUGUGCAUACAGCAGAUCCUCCUGACUUCCUCCGUGCAUCUCUUUUGUUUGGUCUGACAGAUGGUUGGCCUGAAGACAGAUGGUUGGCACCGAUACACUAUGUGAACAUGAUCGCAGUCCGUCUAAAUCCAGCCUGAGGUCUAGUUUCAGAUCUAGUCCUAACAAUAAUUAUUGUUUAGAAGUAAACUGUGCAACGGCGAAAUAUUUUUAGGUAAUAUUUAAUACAGGGUUUAUUGAUUUUCUGCGAGAACUUCUGAACCGCCUGCAUUUAUUUUAACCUCUAGACACAAUAACUUUCCCUACGAGUGCUGUAGCCAGGUUUAGAGUGUAGAGUAAGAGGCAGAUUAAUCAGGUGACGCCGCUCUGACUCUCUGCAGGUGGGAAGUAGAGUGAAAGGUCAGGCGGUGACCUUUGACAUUUAAGGCUACAGUUGACUUCGCUGUUGGCGUUUGGAGCCACACAUUCGUAAAGACUGCAAACUACAGAGCGAGAAGGAAACAUUGCUGUCACUGUGGACAAAAGAGCAAAUCAUCACUUAGCAUGUGCUUUUUUACCCUAUGCUUGUCUGCUAUGUGUUCAAAGUAAACACAGCCUGCAUUUCAGCCGAAAAGUCCCAGAAUUUUUGCGAGCUGAGUCACUAAUUGCUUCUCUGUUGCACUCAGAGGCGCAGAAUUGUUUUUUUUUUUAAAUAGAAUUGGGUUAAAUCAAAUGAUUUUUGGGUGGAUUUUCAAAACAGGCAUAUAGAAUAAAGAGAUUUUGAUGAAAUAUCACAAUUUUGAGCUUAGAUUUGCUUUAUUUUCCAGAAGUCACAUAUUAUCAGUUCAAGAAUCAUCACUAAGUUUAAAACCUCACAAAUUCUUUCUGUUUUUACAGUUUGUAGCUCUAAAUGGUGGCGCCAUUUUAGCUUCUUUUUUCUUUUUUUUUUAAUUUUAUAAAUGUAACAUGAUUUUAAAACCGAUUUUGAGGCACAUUUAGGUCAAUAUGCUUCUAAAUAAUCAGUGAUUUUGUAUUUCUCUAUCAUAGUAUUUUUCCUGGCAGGUGCAGAAAGCUUUGAAACAGAAGCUACACCCUCAUUUUGGGUAAUUAUAAUUAUUGAAGAUAUAAAAAGUAGACAGGCACUGAUAGUUUUGUAAUCUUCUAAAUCCCACCUGCAGAAGGCUCGCACCUUGAUUAUUUUUUUAAUGCUCUGAAAUUAUGAACCUUCUCAAAGUACUGAAGUCAGAUCUGGCUUCAAACAGCCGAACCACAGCAAUAAUGUCACGUUACGUCCUCGGUAGCUCGUUAAUUAUAAGCUAGACGGGCAAACCCUGGUCUCACCGCUUUAUAUCGUCAGGUAGACUGCAAUUAGCCCUCUAGCUAAGCAUCCUCCACCUAUUGAAGCCUGAGACGGUUUCAGCAGGUCAAGAUUUUCACAUUUGCGCCACCUUUAGUGUCAAACAUAAAAAAAGGAUCAUUGCAUAAUUGUUGAAUCUGGAGCCAAACAGCAGACGUUCUUACGACUGUUUGGCUUCAUGCACGUCCUGUAGAAGAUACAUGCAGCUCUCGGAUAGAGAUUCAACUGUGUCACCGCGGCGGCUUCUUCUUUUUUUUCUCUCUCUCGCUCUCUUUAUCACUCAGAGUUCAAAGAGACUCAUGCAGAGAGUGUCAGGGAAGCUCAGUGUGGUAUCCACGGUGACCGUUACUCAUGUGUAACCACGGCAGCAGUCUGACAGCGGGGUAGAAUUUUUUUUAUUUUUUUUAAUUCCAUUUUACAUGUGUUGUCACCAGGGUGAACAUCACAAGGCCCGAUAGAAUGAGACGAACGCCUGGCCUCGUGCCUUCUGCUCUGUCCGUCUGUCUUCAUAACUUCUCUCCCUGCUCGUCUCAUCCCCGUGUCACCCAGUUUCACCACUUUCUGGGGAUUUGGGGUGUUUUGUUUUUUCAGCUGUGUGUGGCCAGUGUGCUUUGUUCCGUCCUUCACACAGGCCCUUGUUUGACUGCACAUUCAGGCGUGUUGCGCUGUCCCUAGUGGUGAGUUAUUAGAACAGCAGGUUACAUGAUAUAGUGCCAGAAUGUAACUUGGAUCUGGAUUAGAGCUACUUAUUGGUCCGUCACUGAGUCUACUGAGCUCACUGCUGUUUCUUUUUGACAGAGAGUGACUGAAAAUUGUUCACCUUCAGGUUCUGAUGUGUUUUUGUUUUUAUAGUCUUGAUGUUUCCAGAUUGACUUUAGUCAGUUUCAUUUGGAAAAUCACAAUAAUUCAUUGUGAUCAGCAGGAAAAGGACACACAGUUCAGAGCACUUUGCAUAAUUUAUCAUUUAUAUUAGCUCUCUGGAACCCAGGCUGUUGGUUUCAGGACGUUUUAUUUGCUCCGGUCACAUUUUGACUCACUGUGGGCUCAUUUUUCACUGCAGUAGAACCUCUGUGGAAACAGCACAGUGAUGACUAGAAGUAAAAGGAGCUCUUUCAUCCAGUAUGAUAGAGUUUAACUGACAUAAAAAUAAAAUUGUCACAUUUCUUUGAUUACGUAUUCAUCCACCUAUUGAAGCCUGAGACAGUUUCAGCAGGUCAAGAUUUUCGCAUUUGCACCACCUUUAGGGUCAAACAUAAAAAAGGAUCAAGCAUUUGCAUAAUUGUUGAAUCUGGAGCCAAACAGCAGACGUUCUUACGACUGUUUGGCUUCAUGCACGACCUGUAAAGGAUACAUGCAGCGUACAUGCAGCUACUAUUACGUAUUUUGCAAAAAUGGAAAAACCCUCCCCUGUACAUUUGCCCACAGGUGUUGCUCCACAUAUUAUUGAUAUUUUACUAUUUAUAUUUUUUCAUUUCUUCCAUACGUGUCUCCUUUCAGCUCUGUGUAAACACAGCCUGCAGUUCCACCAGAAACUCCUUGAAUUCUUGUCUGGUGCUUGUUGGUCACAGCUGAGUCCCAAACAGAGUUUUUUGGGUUUUACUGAAUCGACAAAUGAUUUCUUUCCGACAGGUUUUUGAAUGAGACAGUUACGACUUUCAGCUUAGAUUUGGUGGAGUUUCUCAAUAGAGCCACACUGGGUUGAGAAAUUAUAUUUGUUAAAGCUGAAAAUCCAACUAUUCCUUCUGGUUUCUGGCUCUAAGUGGUGUGAUGUUAUUGCUUUUACAAAAUGCCUUUCAAACCUGUCGGCAGGUUUUGGGUUUCAGAUGGUUAAACACACAAAAAGGGAGACAGAGUAGUUUCAAAGCAAACAAAUAAAGCGAGAGAAUAAAUAGAGGGAACUUCAGGAUGUUAGCGCAUCCUCUUCUGUAUUUUCAAAAUGUUUCAGCAGAGCAAAUAUUAGCGUUCACGGCCAUGAGUGCUGACACAGAUGGGGAUGUAAUGUAUUCAUCAGUCCCAGUGGGAGUCAGACCCUUAACCUCAUCCAGAACUACAGGGGUUUUUGUCACAAGCACUUCAAACACAAUCUCCUCCUGAUUAGGCUGCGGCGGGCGCGGCGCACAUAAAGGCUACACAGUCCCAGUUGUAUUCAAACCGUAAUAGCUCUCCUGCCGCACCGCGUCGGCACAAUGGCUUCAGCCUCGCAGGAUUCUCCCCGACGCUCAAAUUCAAAAGCUCUACCUGUCAGACUGCAUGAGUGCAUAUUACUGUCAUUAGCUAUAGGGGUGGAGAGAGGUGGAGAUGCAGCGAGAGGAAAAAGAGAAGCUGUCAGUAACCAUGGCAGCACUUUUUUUUUCUUUUUUUUUUUAAUUUUUCAGUGAAAUCACCCAGAGAAAAAAAUGUGUAUUCAUGAAUGCUACAGGAAGUACGCCAGACGUUUUCCUCGCUUUCAUGGCCGGUUGUCCAUUUGCUGCUGCUCGGAGGAUUCCCUUUUGUGUGAGAGACUGAGAUAAGAGCAAAUAAUUAGCAUCUUCACACAGCAGUGAAUAACAGGAGCUGCACACACUCCAUUCAGAACUGUCUGGUUUGCUGUGUGCAUUAAAAACGUGCUGUUUCCAUCCGAGCAAAGAGGCAGAAUAUUCCUCUUUUUCUUGUGAAAAUGGCUGAAAACCUGUGUACUUUUGCCCACAUCCAUUCCAUGUUGCGAUUUAGAAGUAGUGGAUGAAGUUCUUUGAGUGAAAUGAAAGAGGACUUCACCACUUUUUGUUGCUAGAUGUCAUUCCUACUCACCUUCACGGUGUGCAAUCCCUUUUCCACUGGCAUGUAUUGUUAUAAAGCACCAACUGUGUGCAGGUUUGCCAUAGUGAGAGAUAGCCAUGUACAAAAACCUCGCUCUGUUAGUAUCUAAUAAUCCACUCGACUGUUAAUAUCCUAAAAUAACAAGCAGGAAUCUGUUGAAUCAAAUUGCCACUUUUGUGAAAGAAAACUUGAUUGGCCUGCUGGUUUGUCAAUGGAGCUGUUUUGUUUUUGUUGUUUUGCUUCUUUUUAAUCUUGACUUUAUGACUGUUUCUAAGGAAAGAACUGUUAUCCGAUGGCGUCGAAGGGGGCACAGGCCAGUCUUUCUGUACUUUUAUGAGAUUAAAAUGCACUGGAAAGUGUCCAGAGUCAGCAAGAAUUGAAGAGGUCUUCUCCAAAAUGCUGUAAGUGCAGGAAAACAUACAUUAAGUUCGUCGUUAUAUCUUCAAAUUACAAAGUUCAACCAAUUCCCCUGAAGUUUUAAAGGCUUCAUUUUCAAAUGAUUAAUAUUGCAUUUUGGAACAAAACCCCGAUUCAAAUCUUGCUGUUUUUGAGCAGCAGUGUUGACUGAUUAGAUGUUAAUCUGGUGGCCACACUGCUGGAUUGCUGAAUAUAAUUGUAAAACACUGUAUAAUAACAUAAUAGCAUCGCUAACAAUUCUUGUCAGAAAUACAGAAUCAAGACUUGCAUUUUAUUUGACAUAUCUUUUAUUUAUCUUCUCUGGAGUAUUUAUAGAGAUUAAUUUUAUGUAGAGGCACCUAUAUAUUGAUUACACAUCAUGACAAAGGCACUUUUUAUACAAUAACCCCAUGAUGUGAGGUUUCAUGACACUUUCUAAGAUGGAAACUGGUUCCAGGUUGUUGUUUUUUUUAAUCAGAAAAACAAUGUUUCCGGUAAGAUUUUGCAUCGAGAGAUUUUUACUGUUGUGUGUUGACGUCUCAUUAUGAAAGCUCGUUGUGGUUUGUUGCAGAACUUAAAACAUCAGAUUCUAAAUUUUGUUUUCAGGAAUUUGCCGUCACUUUAAUGACGACGGAUCUCUUCUUAAAUAACAUAAGAUUCAGUAAUAAUGACUGAGAGACUUCAUGUAACUCCCUUCAUUCAUAAAACCUCUUGUUAUGCCGCAGAUCAAAUUUUUAAGGACUAAUUUGCAGGUAUCAGGUUUUCUCUAUGAAACAAAAAGUCUCUGAAUCGUUUUAAAAAAUACUGAUGUGUUGUACGUUUAUUCCUUCAUUGUGCUCUGGUGUUGUUUGUGCCUUAUUACUGUGUACCUGAGCCUUUGUGCUCCUGUGUGAGUCCACGAGUGUGUUCGGAAGUACGGAGAGCUGAUCUGUUUAUCUGUUACUUUGGUUCUCUGGCUGUCUGUUGUCACAUCUGUUUCUGGUUCAGUAAUUGCACCGGUCUGCUCGUCUUCCUCCUGUCUGUCUCUUUCCAUUUGUCUGUCUGAAGUCCUGUCCAAUCAGGGGUCUUGGCACAUUUAGCUAAAAAAAAACAGUUUCUGAAUGUUGAGCUCCGGCUCAUAAAUACCUCCCAGCUCAUUUAAACACCUGUUUGUUGUGUUUGAGACGUACAGAGAAACACAACACUAAAGACUUUUAGCCUUCUCUGGUCGCUGUAGUGGCAAAAUGACUGUACAGGGUGUUGAAAUCAUCUGUUAGCUCCCGCUGGCUCCCAGCAAGAAACAGGAGGCUCAGGUCAUCACAUAGGAUUUGUAAAACAACCAGAACCAGAUGUGGUUCUGUCUGCAUUGUUUCAGACUUUCUGUGUCGCCGCAGAAAUGUUCAAUAAACCUCUACAGCACGCUAUAAAUUCAGAUUCAAGGUGGAGACUAUAGAAAAACUACACCCAACAGCUGAAAUAUUCAUAUUGCGUGUCUUUGGCAGAUAAAACUUCACAAAGGUUUAUGUCAUUAUUUGUUAUAAUGUUCAUGAAUAUGUCUUGUCACAGUUACUGGUUUAAGGUUUAUGUCUUCAUCGUCUGAGGACAUUUCGAAAUGUGUUUCCAGGAAACUCAGCAAAGUGAUGUGAAACCUACAAAAGAUAAAGUGUGAAUUGUUGUCAGUAAAAGUGACGGAGUGAAGAACAAACCCUAUAACGUGAUGACACACAGCAUCAAACCAGACCGAUGUGGAGCUGAUGACCCACAAAAGUUUAUUUUGCAGCAUCACAUUCUUGAGUCUUCCUUGUAAAGUUCUGUGUGAUUUUAACAGUUUACUAACGACUGGAUGACGUUGUAUUUGAACAGUCCAGCGCCGGUGUUCAUCUAACAAGUCACGAUUUUAGUCUGCAACAGAAUUUAACUCAAAUUCAGAUAUGAAACCUUUUCACUGAUGCGUCAUCGUCCCCGUAAAGGUUGAGUACCAGCAUUUGACAAUUCACUUAACGUGUGACACAAUGUUGUAAAUAAUAUGUACAUAAGAUGUAAUAAUGGAAUUCUGAAUUGCUGAAUGUCAAAUUACUUGUUACUAGACUGUUCAUAAUGUCCAUACUCUCUUACAGAAUAAACUACAUGAAUGUUUAA